AUGGCGGUGUCUUUGCCUCUCCACAUUUUUCGGUUCUACGGAGAACUUGGUGCGGUCCACGGGCAGAUGACCGCGCGAAUAGUCAGAGGCGAGUUCGCUGUGCUCAGUCCUCAAACAACAGAGACCUUUGCGACUGGCUUCCGAGUAGCUCAGGCUCUGAACGUACUUUUUAUAAGACAUCGCCUUGCUAUUCAGCUUGAUCUGAGGACGCUAUCGUCUGCACAAACACACGCGGCGCGGGAGGCUAACUGGCUCCACUUGAUUGCGCCUCUAAGGCGUCUUGGUGUUUUCAUGGAUGCUGCAGACGCAGCGAGUGUUGCCCAUGGCGACAAGGAAAUUUUACAGAAGAUAUUAACAGAACUCUACCAACAACACAGACGAUGGCUGUCAAAGGUCAACCGAGAACUGUCUGCUAACAGAAAGAACAAACGAAGCUACGCAGGAGUACCUACGGAAGGCUACGCAGCUAGAUUGGCGGCGCAUCGGAAACGCUCCCUGACAGCACCCCGGACGUGCAAGGUCUUCGCGCCUCGACGUCAGCAUCGUGACCGAACAGAGGGACUUAACGAUGACGAACGCGAACAGCAGCUUCCGCAGGCAAGGGCUGUUCUGAAAGAAGCAGAGGGCGAAACGCCGAGCCACAAUCGCGGUUUCGGCGAGUCCGUUCCGGGAGCCGCUUGGUUCGAAGAACACGCAAGAGAAGUACCUGUCACUCUCCGGGGUUCGAGGCAGAAGUCACAAUCAAGUCAGAGACACCGCCGUCAAGGUAGCAGCGGCGAGACUGUGGAGAUUGGCCGCCGCGGCGCGAGUAAACGCUCGGAUGGAAACACAACGGACGCUCAGCGAGAACUUGAAACGCGAGUUGAUGCCUUGUCACCAUCGGCCGAAGAGCUGUACCCGCAGCCUGUAUCGCGUAUUCCAAGACCCCGGCGUCGCCACGACUCUGCCGUUUCCUCGUUUCUCUGUUCCCCAUCGGGAGCGUCUUCUGUCGCCCCCGCUACGUCUUUCGUCACUCCAUCGACGUCUUUCGCAGUCCUUGAAGGUGUUGACUCCGCGCCUUCGGCCCUUGAGGAGCGAACUGGGCUCGAGGGGGCGGUGGCGAUGCCCUUGUGGAAUCUGGGCGCGAGGGAGCAUGCAGGUCGACGGCCAUGCGCGUCGUCCCCUACGAGAGCUAAGGCGUGCGCCGCCUGCGUUGCAACCUCCUCGUCACGGUUGUCGUCUCCUCCCGCCACCACACUCACCAGCGCGCUGCCCGCGCCUCAUGAUCCGUCGUCAUCCUCCUGGUCUGCUGCCGUCGCGGUUCAGGCACCGCUGGCGACGAACUCUGCCGGCCGUUUUGGCUCGCCAGCACAGGGUCUGGAGCUGGGGCCUCCUUCCCAGGGGCCGCCCCCGGCGUCGGACCUCCCGCAGCUGCCUCAGAGCCGAGGCGUGCCUUGGAUGGCCCCGGCCGGUAGACGCCCGCUUGUCCUUUCGUCUGAGCCGCCCUCUCAGGCCCCUCCCUCGCCUCAUAGAGAGAGACACGGCAAGUGCCCUCGCGCCGCCAGUUCACCAUCCGCGUGCUGGUCGCCUCCAGUGCUGCCACAAUCGCAUGCAAGAGGGCACGAGAGGAGCGAAACUCCUCUUCUAACUCCGCCCAACGCGAACGCGCCGUCCCAGUCUUGUGCGUCCCGCUCAGAUUCAGGCUCGCCGCGACCAGAGCUGGACGUCUCCAGAGACGCCGCGCAGAGGCUGCGCACAGGGCCGAAGUGUCUGACCCGCGGCUGGGCUGGAACCAAGGGACAAAUGGGUGCUACGCCGGCGUCCGCGGCACCUCACCCGCCUGCGGCACAACGCCUGCCUAUGAGGUGGCUGUUGGAAAUCCCUCUCAAGAGGGGGCAGUCUUCCCCACGGACUGAUGCUGAAGUCCUGCGAGGAAGCACGUCCGGAUCACGCACCAGACGAACGCCUUCUUCUUCAUCGCCUUCGCUGUCUGUUCUGCACGCGAGGACAGCCAGUCACUCGACGCAGCACGACCCGACGGCUGCUGCGAAACGCAGGGGCGCUCUUCCGUCUUUUCGCCGUUCCUGCCACUUGUCCCAGUCUCCAGAUUCUCCGGUUCCCCCCCUCCACACUGGCAUCGAUUCGUGGGGGACGUCCACGCUGAGGCGUCGCUCGCUUCAAAGCCCAGGAAGGCGUGCACCCUCCCCCAGUUCGUUGUCUGCCGGUCGCUCUCACCGGGGGAGACAGGCGUGCGCCGCGACUGAGCGCGCGUUGGGAUGUUUGCGGUCUUCCCACUUGAGUGCUGCACCUCGGUCUUCAGGCCUUGACAGCUCCUCCGCCGUUACACUGGAACUGUGUUCCUUUCUGGCGUCCUCUGCUGCCUCGCCCGCUUCCUCGUCGCAGGGUCGCGGAGACUUGCGUUUCCAGUGCCCCGUGCCGUCCGCCGCAACGGCCGUCGCGGAUGGUGCCGGCGGCGGCCUGUCUGUGGCAGAUCGGGAGGCCGUUUCUGGCAGUCUCCCACGCUCUGGCCGUGGGACGGCUCUGCCGCCUGAGUGGAGGAGCGGUGAUGCUUUCACUGGCAGACAACACUCCCAUUCAGGCGCCGGCGGAUCCCUUGUUUCUGCUUCGCCUCGGUUCGCGCACUCCCGCGCCUCUUUAGCAGCCGCUUCGCCACGGCCACAGCAUCCCCUUCAGCCAUCGCCCACACACCCCCUCCCCCCUGCGUCGUCGCUCCUGGUCUCCUCUGCGCCACGCCAUGGGGGACCUUUUUGGAGUUCGGAUCGGCGCCGGCCGCGGACGUGUGAGGAGGCGUUUGCGCUCGCUGCCGAGAGAGCGUUUGGCGUCACGUGGCGCGAGGCUGUGCGCGCGGUGAAGACCAAGGCGAAGAUGUUUGAGUUCCUUCGAAACGUCUUCGCAAACGAUCAAACUCGCUUCCAGGUCGGUCUGCGCCUGUGGGUUGAAGAACUGACGCCCGUCGCCACGGAGAGUCGCCCGGAGUGUGCGCGCAAGAGAGAGCGAGAAUCUGCGUCCGUGCAGUGCCGUGGCGCGUCUCAAACGGCAGACAGCCGCCACAGUCAGGAAGCAGAGAGGCGCUGCGAGGCGGGAGAUGUCCGGACGAGCGGUCAGGGGGGACGCUCGGGCGGAAGAGGCAAAGAGAGGGACGAGGCAAGGCGCCACGCGAUGCACCCUGUCGGGAAAGAAGCCGAUACGUCUCGCAAGAGAGGCGUGCUAGCGGACCUCGUCGACGCCCUCAAACGAGAACCCCGAAAGCUCGCUAUCGUCCUCGACAUCUACCGCGAAGGCGCCUUCUUUUUCGGGAUGCCAUCACUUUCUCUUGGGGACGACGUUGCUCCCACCGGCGCGUCGUCCCCCACUUCCUCAUCGUUACUAUUAGUCUCUCCUUCGGCGUCAUUUUCGGCUGCCAGUGCCCUGUCGGGUCUCGUGUGCGAGGGCCCUGAACGUCCAUUGCCGUCAGAGGUCUGCGCGCACUUGGUGCGGUUCCUUCGCGCACUAUGGAGUUUCCUCCGAAGGCUCUCCAAGGCCUUUCCAGACGGCCCGGCGCUUCCACUUGUCUCGCGUGCCUCCGGCAGCUCUGACGCCGCGUGCGCAGCGGCGGCUCCCUUCCCGCUGAUUGAUAGUUUGGCGAGGCUUCUCACCUACGUCAUCCCGGCGCUCCCGAGCGAGUCUGCAACUCAAGUGCAUGCGGCCCCAGCCUCGGCGGCGUCGGCCUCUGCUGAGAACCCUCCGGCGCAAAACAGGCCCUACGCACCCGCCCUCAGAACCCUUCGGUCCUCCAGCUCAACCAAAGGCGUUUCUGCCAUCCCGUCGUGUGAGACGCACGCCUCCUCGCCGCGAACCGCCGCCGCCUCGCUUCCGGUGCGGCGCUGCGGGACGCCCCUCACGCACACAGAGCAGGGGGAGGCGACAGCGAACUCGGGGCGAAGCCGAAGCCGAGCCGCGGCAAGGAAACACGCGGAAUCCCUGAUGGAGCUUGCGGAACUUGCUGCACGGUGCCUCGCGUGCUUUGCGCACGCCGAACCGCGUCGCUUUGUGCGAGAAAUUCUUCCGGUGGCGCUGCAAGCUGAUGAAGAAGCGUUCUCACUCGUCGUCCAUCAGCUUCUUCCUCUGUGGGGAGAAGAAGUGAGACGGCUCCUGAACAGAGACGAAAGCGGCUCAGCUGAGGGCGAGUCAGCAACACCACACGCGGCGGAAGCAGAGGACAAUGAAGGCGUUCUAGAGCGCCGAAUUAGAGCUGAAACGCGCGAUGCUUGUCACGCCACUGCAGAGUGCACAGACAGGGAAGCGAGCGCUGAGGGAGACGCCAGCAGGAGCGCCGACGGGGAGGGAGGGCGACGCCUGACGAAAGCACGAAGCGAACCGAGGCUGACGAAGAGAUCGUGCUUAAGCGAAGGCGAACUACGGGAGACGAGGCAAACACAACUGCAGCAGUGGACUGAAGCUGGCGAGCACUUGUUGCAGUUUUGCUGCAGUGAGCUUUCCGUCCUUUCGUUUGCGUCGCCGACUGUGCGCGGGGAUCCCACGGAUCCGCGGCGCGCCAGUGACGGAGAGCCACAAAACUGGCAGCACGCCCCGGUCUCCGCGCUUCUUAACGACCCGCUUCGCCUCCACCUGUCUCUCCUCUGCGCGACGCUGGAGACUCUGGCGCCUGCGAUGCUGAACGUUGCCAACCCGUCUUUGGGUCGCGGACCCGUUCCUAAGGCGAUGGCGCAAGCGAGCGUAGCCGUUGACGAGGCCCGUCGAAGGCAGAAGACUCGCCGAAGCCUGAUUCAAGCGCUGACCUGCCUUGCCUCCUUCCUCAAGCAUCCAAGAGCCGUGGUGCGCGAGGCGGCAACAGAGCAACUGCGCAGGCUCCUUCACGCUUGCGUCACUGCCACAAAGCGUACUGAAGAAAAGAUUCUUCCCCGGAAUGCGGAUUUAGGUGCUGCGCUGCCGGGGAGAGCGAAUGACCCGCAUAUCACCCCAUGGUCUCAUCCGCCGCGCGAAGAGGAGCGAUUCCGACGUCCGGCCUCCGCCUCAUUGGAGCCCUGCCACGCCCACACCCCAGCGGCGCUUCUUCCGCUUCUGUGGGAGACGGGCGUGCUCUCCUGGGAAGCGCUGGAGGGACCGAUAAGCGAAGAAGCCGGAGGCCCCAGCGAGUGUAGGAAUGGCCUUCGAAAGCGAGACACUCUGGCGCUCACACGAGACAAGGGCGGCGAAUGCCGGGCGUCGGAGCGCGGCUCCCGCCCAGAUGUGAGGCUGCGGCAAGUCCCGCUGGAUGUCUUUCUCCAACUAGUGAAGGACGACCAAGCGCACAUGCGCAUAGACAUGGCGGCAGUCGUGGCGCGGGCGCUUCCCGCCCUCGCGGGCCUCGAGCCUCAGAAGCUCCAUCCGCUCAGCGGCGUGAUCCUCGUUGCAUUCGUCCAGCACCCCAGGGCCACGCCUGAGGCCACCUUGGCAGUCCUCGAUCUGCUCGCUGAGAUUUAUUUCCGGAGUGCGCUCUCGGCAGCCUGCGCCUCUUCACCGCCAGGGGAAGUCGUCGCUUCUGACUCCUCUGCGGACUCCAGGGUUCGCCAUCGGCUCCCUCAGGCUUCCUCUCAUCCUCCCUCGGGAGCUUCCUCCACAUCCGCGGAAGCUGCGGACUCGCCCGCGCUUCACGAGCCGUCGCCUGGAGCGAGCGAGUCGCCGGCCAAGCAGCUGCGUGGCAGCGAAGGCGAUAAGAAGCAGACACCGGCGGUGCACGCCACGACGCCGGUGAGUGAAGAUACGUCAAGCUCGGCGAGCUCGUGUGACCGCCUGCUGGCUCUCCUGUUGCUGGUGCUGUGCCUCUCGCCCGCCCUGCGGACUGACGCCGCCUCCACGUGGCUGGCUGCCUUUCUCUCCCGCGACGUGGAAAGGCAGAUGCGCGACUCGAGAGGAGGAAGCAGCGCGCGUGGACGCGGGCCACUCGUGACAGGCGAAGCGCUCAGCGCAAAGCAGACAGCCCCUCCCCCCGUGUCGGGUUUCCGGCAGAAGGGCAGAAAAGGAGGCGAGCAGAAAAGGCCUAGGUGCGCCGCCCAGGUGCUGCUUGCAAAAAUCGAAGAAGAAGAGAGGACACAGGAAAACGAGAGAGAGCGGAAGGCGACCAAAGCUGCCUGCGACUGCGGCACGCCAACCGAGCGACGAGAGAGGGAAGAAAUUGCCGUCCGCCCGUGGGGAAAGGGAAUGCUGCGAACACUAUCGGGAGAGAAUAGCAUGAACAUUCCUGGAGCUCGUGACGGCGACAGCGAUCAGCAUGGACGCAGAGAGCAGAAGCAACGAUGCCGGGCGGAAGCCAUCCUCGCUACGCUGAGGAAGCUGCGUGAAGUCUGUGAAGAUUCACUCGCGGAAUUUCAGGCCUGGCAAGCGGACAGAAGGAGCGACGGGACAGAAGAAAGACAAGGAGAAGAGGAAGAAGAAAAACAAAAACUAGGAAGCUACUGCGGCACUGGCGAGGACUCCGUAAAAGGGCAGAGGGCUGGGAUUUCGGAGGGCGAUGACCGCGAGACGUUUGAAGCCCUAAGCCAGACAAAAUGUGCCGUGCUAGGAGACUCCUCGGAGGACGCGACGGGUUCCACGGGAGACGCGAAACGUGAAGGUGCGCAUGCACAUCAGGCUGAAGCGACAGAAAACGCAAAUGAAGCCGAGCAGGACUCGCCAAGCGUCAGCGGAUCCACGCCCGACCCCGCACCCGCUGUUCCUCACCCACAGCGUGAAGACGCUUCUGCUCUCUCCAUAUCUCUUUCCAUACCUCCAAUGGACUCGCGCGACUCUGACGCGUUGCUAGCGCCUUCGCCUCCCGCUGCGUGGAGCCUGGGCGAGAGCCAAGCUGCGGCGAGGCGCGCGCGCGCAGACCUUCGCGGCGCGCCGGCCUCUCUAUCUGCUGGCGCAGAGGCUCGGGCGCCCGACGGCGCAGUCGUGCGUUCACGCCCAGACGAGAGGACAGCCGCGAAGCCCUGCCCCUGCCGUCAACGCAAGGAGACGAUCCGCGUGAGACAUAGCGACGGUAGAGGGGAUGAGAAUGCGACAGGCGCCACGGGGGCUGGUCAGCGACUCGGACGACGCGCCACUUCGACUGAGAGACGCAGCGGCUCAGACCCUUGCCUCGACUGUGAUUCCGCUGCAGUGCAGCGAACGCAGAAUGCAGCGAGUGAUGCUGAGUGUGCCCGAAGCGGUGGGCCUCGUUGCGCCUCUUCUGGACCUGCUGGCACGCCUUCGGCGUCUCCCCUCUCGACUUCGGGCUCUCUCUCAGUUCCGCUGACGACGUUGGUCUGCUCGCUGGACGGCUCACCUGAGAGUCCUUCGCGCGCGCAGACUCCCGGCAGGUCCGCAGACACUGGCGCAGCUCAGGAACGACUAACCGAAGAGGCGCGGCGGGGCAGCAGGAGCGCAGGGCAAGGCAAUGCGCACCCGCAGCCGGGAGGCGAAGGACCACUUUUUGACAACGGCUCUGAGCCUGCUAAACGACGAAGCGACGCUGAUGAAGAAGAAGCGCAAGCCGAGGCGGAGUGCCUCCUAGUGCUCGCGGCUUUUCGCAGAACAAUCAAGCGCCUCAUGGCUUCGCUCCAGGCAAGUCGGAGGGAGGGACGGAAACGGCGGCGCGCGUCCUAG
Messenger RNA from Besnoitia besnoiti, 7605 nucleotides. RefSeq lists its product as uncharacterized. Bases 1 to 7605 code for a protein of 2534 amino acids. Lineage: Eukaryota; Apicomplexa; Conoidasida; Eucoccidiorida; Sarcocystidae. The transcript has 9 exons. The record is from RefSeq and is a predicted model, not a curated record.